AUGAAGUCAACACUCGAAAUCGCGGCUAGCAGCGUCGAAGCCCGGUGUCGAAUCAGUGACCACAUUUAUCAAACUCCCCUUAUACCAGCAAAACAAGUAGGUCGCGAUCAAGGCGCAACGGUACUCUUCAAGGCAGAGAAUUUCCAACUCACUGGAUCUUUCAAACUGAGAGGCGCUUUGGCCAAAUUGUCAGCCCAGUCAAACCCUGGUCGACUGAUCACAGCGUCAUCUGGCAACCAUGGUAUUGGUACUGCCUUUGCGGCACAAGUGCUAUCCAGAGAUGUCACAGUUGUUCUACCAGAAACUGUGGUACCGGCAAAGUUGGAAAAGAUCAGGUCUUACGGGGUUGAAGUCAUCCUGCAUGGCACGGAAACAGGUCUGAGUGAGCAGCAUGCACAACAGCUUGCCGCAUCAGGAGCUUACACCUAUAUUUCACCAUAUAACGACCCGGAUAUAAUUGCUGGACAAGGGACAAUUGGGCUUGAAAUCGUCGAGCAGUGCAAAUCGGUUGAUAACAUCUUCAUUUCAAUGGGUGGUGGUGGACUGAUCAGCGGCAUCGGAUCUGUCUUCAGAAGAGUCAGUCCUCACACGAAGAUUUUUGGUGUUGCGGCCACCAAUUCAAAGUCGCUAGCCAUGUCAAUGGCUGCCGGUUCUGUCGUUGAGACGGAACAUUUUCCCACUCUCGCCGAGGCUGUGGCUGGUGGAAUCGAUCAGGACACAAUAACACUUGCUCUAGCCACCUCGGUGGUAGAUCAUACGCUCGAAUGUACUGAAGCAGAGAUUUUGGAAGCUUUGAAGACGCUUGCCUUCGAGGAAAAUGUUAUUGUUGAGGGGUCUGCUGCUCUUGCGCUUGCCGGUUUCAACAAGGUUGCCCAGCAGUUGAUCGGCCAAACCAGUGUCAUUGUCUUGUGUGGUGCCAACGUUGACCAAAAUGUUAUCAGGAGUGUCAUUUAUGAUAUUUAG
This is a messenger RNA of Penicillium soppii, 963 nucleotides long. Its product is annotated as threonine ammonia-lyase. The coding region runs from base 1 to 963 and encodes 320 amino acids. The record is from RefSeq and is a predicted model, not a curated record. The transcript has a single exon. Gene Ontology annotation, molecular function: threonine deaminase activity; L-serine ammonia-lyase activity; pyridoxal phosphate binding. Gene Ontology annotation, biological process: L-serine catabolic process; L-threonine catabolic process. NCBI's taxonomy places the organism in Eukaryota, Fungi, Ascomycota, Eurotiomycetes, Eurotiales, Aspergillaceae.